Messenger RNA from Labrus mixtus (cuckoo wrasse), 5374 nucleotides. It is a transcript of the gene adamts6, whose product is annotated as ADAM metallopeptidase with thrombospondin type 1 motif, 6. Lineage: Eukaryota; Metazoa; Chordata; Actinopteri; Labriformes; Labridae. The coding region runs from base 829 to 4230 and encodes 1133 amino acids. Gene Ontology annotation, cellular component: extracellular matrix. The record is from RefSeq and is a predicted model, not a curated record. Gene Ontology annotation, molecular function: metalloendopeptidase activity. Gene Ontology annotation, biological process: proteolysis; extracellular matrix organization. The transcript is spliced from 25 exons.
CUCUGUGUGCAGUGUAGUGAGGAGGAGCAGCUCCAGGCCAACUUUAGCUGCUGUUUGCAUGCACUUUUCUUAAAAAAGCAGAGCUGUGGCGGCUUCCUGAGGGGGCAGAACACCUCCUGCAACCUCAACUAACUUUUUAAGCCCCUCUGAGCCACAACACAAAGUCUAGAUUAUAAAGACGACAGAUAGGCUGAAAAUAGACCCUUCUGCUGGAACAAAUCCAGCACUUUGAGAAGCUGAAUAACUGUCUUUUUUUUUUUUUUUUCUCUGAGUGUGUGUGUGUGUGACAGUGUCUGAGUCUGAGUCUGAGCUCCUGCUCCGGUGUCUGGUCUGGAAGAGGAGACUCACAUUGCAGUUUUUUUUAGGAGGAUGGCAGAGUCCAGAAGGAGAUGAAAAGAGGAGAGGAGCAGCAGAGGUUUGUGUGCGGAACUUCAGAGCUGCAGAAGCCUUUUGUCCUGAGCUCUGCCUGCACAGUUGGGCCGGAUCUGACAAUGAAGAUGAGCGUGGAAUGCAGAUGGAUCGGUCAAGGCAAGCUUCCAAUGUAGCGCUUCCUGUUUGGAGUUACACCUGAGAGCGACCGUGUCUGAUGGAUUACGUUGUUUUCUCCGAGCUGCUAACGUGAAUCCAGAGGCCAGUGAGAUGUGGAAGCACUCGCCCUCAGGAGAGCUCUGAGAACCUGGAUGAGCCUUUCGAGCAACGCCCCGAACUUUCAAGUGAAGGAGACGAACCGUGGACUUGUUAUGGUGUGGCGUCGGACCCGUCGCGUGCUUUUAGCCCGUUUGUAGCACCCCUCUACCCCUCACCCCAUGUCACAGCUUCCCCUGAAUAAUGGAAAUUUUGUGGAAGACGCUGUGGAGUUGGACACUGAGCCUGGUGAUGAUGGCUGCUUCUGAAUUUCAAAGCGUCAACAGACUUUCACACAACUCUCAGGAGGAGUCCCUGUCCUACCUGCAGCACUACCAGCUGGCUGUCCCGGUGCGGGUGGACGAGAACGGAGAGUUCCUGAGCCACACCGUGAAGCACCACCGGCCUGGCCGACGGAGACGGGGCGCGGUGGACCCCAUGAUGGGACAGCCGCCGGCGUUGGACCCGGACCCCCCGGAGUCCCGCCUCUUCUACAGACUGUCGGCCUACGGAAGGCACUUUCACUUAAACCUGACACUCAACCCCCACUUGGUGUCGAAACAUUUCACAGUGGAGUACUGGGGCAAAGAAGGGCUGGAGUGGCGUCACAAUGUGGUGGAAAACUGUCACUAUGUGGGAUUCUUGCAAAAUCAGCACAGCACGAGCAGAGUGGCGCUAAGCAACUGCAAAGGCCUGCAUGGUGUUAUAACAACAGAGGAUGAGCAGUAUUUGAUAGAGCCAUUAAAGAACAUAUCCUCCACCACCUCCAGUGAAUGGAACCUGGAAGAAGCACAGCAGCAUGUUAUUUAUAAAAUGUCUUCCAUUCCCUCUCCGCAAGAGCCUAGCCAGGAGUUCAGCUGUGGCAUUUCAGACCUCAUAAAAAGCAGUGCACCUUGCCAGUCCAGCACACCCCCUCCUGUCCACUCGUCCCCUGCACCCAGAAACAUCAGCGAGCAGUCAAACAGCACCCACAGGCAGAGGCGCUCGGUUAGCAGCGAGCGCUUCGUGGAGACGCUUGUGGUCGCAGAUAAAAUGAUGGUCGGUUACCACGGACGGAAAGACAUUGAGCACUACAUCUUGUCUGUAAUGAAUAUUGUUGCCAAACUUUACCGUGAUGCCAGUCUAGGAAAUGUUGUGAACAUUAUUGUGACCCGCUUGAUUGUUCUCACUGAAGAUCAGCCUAACCUGGAGAUUAACCAUCAUGCUGACAAGUCUCUGGACAGUUUCUGCAAAUGGCAGAAGUCCAUCCUGUCUCAUCACAGCGAUGGAAACAGCAUUCCUGAAAACGGGAUGGCUCACCAUGACAACGCUGUCCUAAUCACCCGGUACGACAUCUGCACCUACAAGAACAAACCCUGCGGUACCUUAGGCUUGGCCUCAGUAGCUGGAAUGUGCGAGCCUGAGAGGAGCUGCAGCAUCAAUGAAGACAUCGGCCUCGGGUCUGCUUUCACCAUCGCACACGAAAUCGGCCACAAUUUUGGGAUGAACCAUGAUGGGAUCGGGAAUUCCUGCGGUACCAAAGGCCACGAGACGGCCAAACUGAUGGCCGCUCACAUUACAGCCAACACCAAUCCUUUCUCCUGGUCCGCCUGCAGUAAAGACUACAUCACCAGCUUCCUCGACUCAGGUCGGGGGACGUGUCUGGACAAUGAACCUCUGAAACGAGACUUCCUGUACCCAACAGUGGCCCCGGGGCAGGUGUACGACGCAGACGAGCAGUGUCGUUUCCAGUACGGAGCCUCCUCGCGCCAGUGCAAGUAUGGGGAAGUGUGUAGAGAGCUCUGGUGCCUUAGCAAAAGCAACCGCUGUGUAACAAACAGUAUCCCUGCUGCAGAGGGGACUCUAUGCCAGACUGGGAGCAUUGAGAAAGGGUGGUGCUACCAGGGGGAGUGUGUGGCGUUCGGUACCUGGCCUCAGAGUGUGGACGGAGGCUGGGGGCCCUGGUCCAUGUGGGGGGAGUGCAGCAGGACCUGUGGGGGCGGUGUUUCCUCCUCCAUGAGGCACUGUGACAGCCCAGCCCCAUCUGGAGGAGGGAAGUACUGUCUCGGGGAGAGGAAGCGCUACAGAUCUUGUAACACAGAUGCCUGCCCUGUCGGUGCUCGUGAUUUCCGAGAGAAGCAGUGUGCAGACUUUGACAGCAUGCCUUUUCGUGGGAAAUAUUACAACUGGAAACCUUACACUGGUGGUGGUGUUAAACCCUGCGCGCUGAACUGCUUGGCAGAGGGUUACAACUUCUACACAGAGCGCUCUCCUGCAGUCAUAGACGGCACCCGAUGUCAGGCGGACUCUCUGGACAUCUGCAUCAAUGGAGAGUGUAAGCAUGUUGGCUGCGACAACAUCCUGGGCUCCGAUGCAAAAGAAGAUCGAUGCCGUGUGUGCGGCGGGGACGGCAGCACCUGCGAGGCAACGGAGGGACUCUUCAACGAGUCUCUGCCGCGAGGAGGCUACAUGGAGGUGGUUCAGAUCCCGAAAGGAUCAGUCCACAUCGAGAUCAAAGAAGUCGCCAUAUCAAAAAAUUAUAUCGCUCUUAAAUCAGAAGGGGACGAUUAUUACAUCAACGGAGCGUGGACCAUCGACUGGCCCAGGAAGUUUGACAUCGCCGGGACGGCCUUCCACUACAAGAGACCGUCUGAUGAGCCGGAGUCUUUAGAGGCGCUGGGAGCUACCACUGAAAACCUGUUUGUCAUGGUCCUCCUUCAGGAGCAGAAUCUGGGAAUCCGAUACAAGUUCAACGUGCCAAUCCAGCGGACAGGAAGCGGCGACAACGAGGUGGGCUUCUCCUGGCACCACCUGCCCUGGUCUGAGUGCUCGGCUACCUGCGCCGGAGGCUCCCAGAAGCAGGAGGUGGUGUGUAAAAGGCUGGACGACAACUCGGUGGUCCAGAACAACUACUGUGACCCCGACAGCAAACCUCCAGAGAACCAGAGGGACUGCAACACUGAGCCCUGUCCCCCAGAGUGGUUUAUCGGCGACUGGUCAGAGUGUGGGAAGACAUGUGACGGCGGGAUAAGGACGAGGACGGUCCUGUGCAUCAGGAAGAUCGGCCCCGCCGAGGAGGAGACGCUGGAGGACACCCACUGUCUGACUCACAGACCCAUCGAACAGGAGUCCUGCAACAACCAGUCCUGUCCGCCAAAGUGGGUCACUCUGGACUGGUCAGAGUGCACGCCCAAGUGUGGACCCGGCUUCAAGCACCGCAUCGCCUUGUGUAAAAGCAGCGACCUGACGAAGACCUUCCCUCCCGCUCAUUGCCCGAGCCACAACAAACCUCCGGUCCGAAUCCGCUGCAGCUUAGGACGCUGCCCUCCUCCUCGAUGGAUUCCUGGUGAAUGGGGACAGUGUUCGGCCCAGUGCGGCCUCGGUCAGCAGAUGAGGACGGUGCAGUGUCUGUCGUACACCGGGCAGCCGUCUAACGAGUGCGCAGACUCCCUCCGACCGACCACCAUGCAGCAAUGUGAGAGCAAGUGUGACGCUACCCCCAUCUCCAAUGGCGACGAAUGCAAAGAUGUAAACAAAGUGGCCUACUGCCCGCUGGUGCUGAAGUUCAAGUUCUGCAGCCGUGCGUACUUCAGACAGAUGUGCUGCAAGACCUGCCAGGGCCACUGACCACUGGAGCACAAGAGCGUGACACAGCGAGGAAGAAAGGCAACGAGAACAAACAAAGAUGGAGGGAGGCUGAUAUGGCACUGAAAGGGAGAGAAGAAGACAACAAGGAAGACUGACCACCAAAAAAAAUCUGGCCACCAGACGAAAAGAUCUGUCAAAGGAACAAAAGGAGAGAAGUAAAGAUUUCCCUGUUGGUCACAUCUGCUCCUCCUGCCCUCCAUCACGGUGGGAGCCGAACCACUGCUCAGCCCGCGACGCUGACACAAACUGAAUUUUUUAAAAAUAUUUUUCACUUCUGUGAAGUGGAACUUGGAAGACGAUAUGUUGGUGAUGUUAUUUUUAUUAUAAUAAUAAUUAUUAAUAUCAUUGUUAGUGUUCCUUUGUGCUGGACACAUCGCUCACAGAGGAUGUUUCCCCCGCAGACGGACGGACAGAGGACGGGGGGGGGGGGGGGGGAUGACUGUGAUGGUGCUAUUGGCAGACUUUUGUCUUUGGUGCACUUUUUUUUUUUUUCUGUAUAAAUACAUUGCCAAUUUUCCGCUCAAAUACAGCGACAGAGAAACCCCAUCAGUGUACUGUAUAUUUAUUGUACAAUUCCAAACAGAGCUGAGUUAUUGUCCUCUGAUCACGAUGUUGUCAGAUAGGAGCCUACUGUCAUGGAAGGGAAUGUAAUGUGACUGAAAUCAUAUUCAGUGUCUCUGUGCUGGAGUUAAAUAUAACAUACUGUAACAUACAUGAAACCCUUAUAUAGUGUAAGGAUUUAUAUAUUAUAUAUGAUGUUAAUCCAGGACCAGAAAAAUACCAAGACUUCUUCUUUCCCCCACAUGGGUGCCUUAGUUCCUCACUCGUUAGUCCAAAGUUAGCAGUCAAGAGUGUGCCUGGGCCGCAUGAAACACUGUCACCAACCUGGCCUUUACUAAAAACAUCCCGUUAAGGAGCUUCCACUUCGCGUUUGAAGGAAUCAUUUUGAAGGAGCAUAUGCAAUGAAGCAGCGUGUUCGUUGGAUCACAGAGCAGUCACUAGUUCUUAUUCUUUUACCAUCAAACGUUGAUUAGCCGACUUUUUUUGUAUUUCACCCGAAAGCAGAGUUUAAAAGACGUUUUUGGAACUGUUGAUAUUUGCCUUCUUGCAGAGAGUUUUAUGA